GGCUAUGUCCCUUGUGGCGCGGCUGGUAAGAAAAGCGGAGGAGGAGGAAGAAGAAGAGGAGGCGCGGGGGUGGAAAUUGGGGGAGCGCGGGGGGAGGACGACGAGGAGAGGAGGAACAGAAGGGUGAGAAGAGGGACAGGAUGGGGAAGAAAAAGUUCAUCGACAAGAAGAAAUCUGCGACUUUCGCUCUGGUCUUUCGAGAUUCAUCCGAUCCGUUGAUCGAGCAGAGCGAUCGUGUGUUCACACGUAUUGAUCGUGGAACCGGUUACGUGCCGGGUUUCACGGAAGAAGACCCUCAAGCUCGUCUCGGAGCAGGUGCUGCUGUGUGGAGAGCGGGGAUCCCGACCAGGGAGCGGGGAGCGUCGGGAUCGGAACGUGGGGAAGAAGAAGUUGCAGCCAAGCAGAAAGCGGCGGAGGGCGGCGAUGGCGGCGGCUAUGGUGGAGACAAUGGUGAAGAGGAAGACGACGACGAUUCCAGAUUCAUGGAUGCGGAGGAGGACGAUGAGGAGGAGGAGGAGGAGGAGGGACUGGGAAAGGGAAACGGAGCGAGGAAGGACGAGCUUGCGGGCGCGAAGGGCAGGACGUUGACGAAGCAGGCCGGCGCGGCAGUACUGUCACUCCGUGGGCAUGGCGGGCAAUUGGGAUCAGGAUCGGGACACGGACUGUCGGAGGAGAUGAGGAGGGAGAUUCUGGAAAUGGGAUUUCCGGAUGACGGAUACGAUUACACGAAGCAUCUUCGGAGGAUCAGGAGUGCAGCAGGGUCGGGAUCGGGUGGCGGCGCCACUUUCAUCCCGGCCGCGAAGCCGCGUCUCCAGCUGCCUCCAGACGUCAAGGCAUUCGAUUCAUCAGCUGUCCGAGUCAGCGGUGUGGUUGCUGAUCAGCAGGCUGUGGAGCAAGGGUUGUUGAUGGCUGAGAUGGACUCACUGAGCAAGAGAACGAGGGAGAUUCGUUGUGUGGGAGGUGUGCCGCCAAGGGCCAUAGACCCAGACGUAUUGGCAGCCUUGGAGAGCACUGAAGAUGAAGCAGAGGGAGCAGAUGAUGAUGCUGAAGGAGGAGAUGACUUGGAAGAUGAUUUUGUUGCUAUGGCCAACGAGGAUGGGGAGAUGAGUCAGUCGGUCGAGGAAGCCCAAGGGGGCAGUGAGGCAGUGGAAGGCGAGAUGGGAGACAAACGGCGAAGUAAACAGCCUGUUGAAAGAAAUGGGCUCAGAAGGGACAAAAGUGCCGCUAAGCGUCAUGAGGCGGACGAUGAGGACGAGAAUGAGUUUGAUGAUGGGGGUGGAUAUGGCGAUAAUGAUGAUGGUGAUGACGGCGAUGACCAUGAGGAAUUGCAGGGAACUCCUCGCUAUACCACGUCUGCAAAGGAGAGGCCAAAGAGGUUGCUUGACGAGCAGUUCGAGCAGCUCACACUGCGGGAAUAUGCGGAUGACGACGACGAGCUGGAGGGUGACCCAGAAGCUAGAGGGCAUGCAGAUAUUACAGAAUUCUCUGAAGCUCUGGAGGAGUUCCUAUCGACUUCGGAAGCAACUCUUCGCCCCUACCAUUGCCUGAAGGUUGAUGAUGUUAAAGCCGAGGCUUCAGGAGAGGGUGCUGAUCUUCGAGAGAAAGCAGGAGAUGCUCACAGCUCUGAGCACACAAGCCCCUCAACAUUUGACUUGGGGGCCAAGAUGGCCCUCAGCCGCCGACAAGCUGACGAAGUGGAGGGAAGGGCUACCCAAGCAGCAGGUGUGGAAGAAGGAGAGGAGGACUCCGAAAGCGAAGAAGAAUGGGAGGAUGUGUAUGAGGAGGAAGACGAGAGAGAGAAAUGGGACUGUGAAACCAUCGUGUCCACAUAUUCUAACCUAGAUAACCACCCGGCAAGGAUCGGGGCCGGCAACGGAACGAAAAAGAAAGGUGUGAAAGGCUCUUCUGCGGAGAAGGGCAGCUUGCAAGUGACACCUGGGUUCAUCCGGCUUGGUGGUCGGCAGCAGCUUCCUGUCGAUUUUCUGCCUAAACGGGAAGAGAGAGGUGCUCAUGGGAAGGAAGCGAAGGGACAAGAGGGAGUAAAGACCGAAGCAAAGGGAGGCGCAGACGCAGAAGAGGUCGCAAGGCCUGGUGGGAGAAGAGCAGGACCGAGGGGUGGGGAAACAGCCGAAGAACGGAAGGCAAGGAAGGCUAUGGUGAAGGAGGAAAGACGCGAAGCACGUGCAGCAAAGAAAGCUCUGAAGCUCAUGUUCAAGGAUGAGGGUAGGCGAGCACAGCAUGUAGGGGCUCAAGCCAUACCUCAGGGCAUUCGCAUUCUGUAAGAAAAUGCAGGCAAUUGAAAGUGGUGAAUGGGCUUUGGGUGUGGAAGAUGCUUUGCCAGUAAAUACUUUUUCUCUGAUGCCUUGGCCCUCGGUCACUUUCGGGCCAAAUGCUUCCGCAAUCCUAGGGCGUACUCACGCUACGCCUCUUUGCAACUCAUCUGGAAGCGAUUGCCGUCGGAUAUACCGAGGAGGUCCUGUGAGAGGGCUCCGUGUGUGAGUAUGCCCCUCAGUGUUGCUUGCUGUGUCAUGUGACAGCGGACGUGUUCUGUCUGCGAGUGGUAUUCCUGUUCGUGGCCUGCCUUGCAGUAAACAUGUCUUACGGCGUCCAUCGAUCUAGUCUCUGUUGACAUGGAGGAGGUGAGACGGAGGUAACCCUGAUCUCGUGUGAUAUACGUGUUUUAGCCACAACGUUGUGACGCAGUGAAUGCGCAGUAGUGCGAAUCACAGUAUCUUGGUCUGUCGGUCCUGUUGUCGUGUGGAUUAGAGAAAAAUGAUUGGGCGUUGAACUGCCAGUCCAUUGGAGUGCCCCUUCGCUUGUGAUGCGUUUCAAGAUCGACUGCUGCCGGGCGCGGUGCGGUACGUAACACUACGUGCAAAAUGUUUGCACGGUUCGUCUCCAAAUCAGCCAUCGUUUCUUAGUGUGCGCUGAUGGGGCAUGUUUGGAAAAACAGGCUUGGAGGCAGGCUUGGGGGUGCGGGUGGCUUGGGUGUGUAUGAGUGACCAGUUCGGUGGUACGACCUGCGGCUCAGAAGUGUACGGUCACUGCUACCGGUCACCUACAGUGAUGAUUGAUGCAGAAAUAUUAUAGUGAGACCUUCAUGACAGAAAUCAGCCAUAAAUAUGGUCAGAUUCAUCCUGAGAAGCCCUGGAAUGCGUAUGGCCUUUGGUGUGCCGAGCCCCCCAUUUUUCCUUUCACACGAUGUAAAGCUUGGCGGUAAAAGCUUUACUUGUAAUGGCUACAUUUGUCUUUUGGUUUUCUACGUGAUCGUGCUGCUCAAGAAAGUCGAAGAGUUUUGUUGAACAGCUGAUCUGUCUGUUCAUGCACAGUUUACUGUCCUUUUGUUUCCAUUUUCUUUCUUGUAGAUGGUCAUGUACACGUUUUCUUGGCAAACGGAUGAGUCGUAGUUGUUCUUCUCUGUACGUCCGACUAAAUUUUGGAUGCACUGGUGCAGUGUGUAGAAGCUUGUCGCCUCAGCCGCUCAAUCCUUCUUUCUCAUUGUUGAGUGUGGCCAAACAUUGCAUGCGCAG
Messenger RNA from Chara braunii, 3530 nucleotides. The record is from the annotation of a GenBank genome assembly. Lineage: Eukaryota; Viridiplantae; Streptophyta; Charophyceae; Charales; Characeae.